Sycon ciliatum is the source of this 2035-nucleotide messenger RNA. RefSeq names its product synaptogyrin-3-like. The coding region runs from base 716 to 1423 and encodes 235 amino acids. The record is from RefSeq and is a predicted model, not a curated record. The transcript has 3 exons. NCBI's taxonomy places the organism in Eukaryota, Metazoa, Porifera, Calcarea, Leucosolenida, Sycettidae.
ACUGUGUAUGAGUUGAUUCUUUGCCAGUGCUAAUACCAGGGCUUAGCAUUCUAACUAACUUGACAGGCAAUACGUACAUGACUCUGUAGUCUGUACGUAAAGUAUAGCUAGUUCGUCAUUUGCCGGCUUCCUGGGGCUCCAUUGGGCAUACUAGUCGAUUGCAGUGACCGUAGUUGUUGGACGUUGUCUGCUUAUAAUCACAAACACUAGUCUACAGUCAUUGUUCACUGUAACAUUGGCCCUAUUCCAGGGCAAAGACUUACUUUGCAGCCACUGCAACGGUAACAGUCAAACGUGCCUUGUUCCUGUGCAAACAACCUCAGCUGUGCGCGUCCGCUUCCGUUAGAGAGGCGUCCCUCCCUCCAGCCAAAGCAACGAGUGAAUCUCUGGACUGUUCCCACUGAGUAGAUCGGCGAAGGAAGACCGUGAUAAGCCUUGGUGUUACUGGCUACUGUUGGACGCAGUGCUUGGCUGUAUGACACAGGGAGAGUGCCCACACUGAAUGGUGGGAAGGAAUGUCAGUGAUUGUCACCAAAGAGCUGAACAGCAGAGAAACCUCCAUGUAGUCAUUUUGGAAGACGAUACGCCAUCCCUGAAGUGAUCGUACUGGCUUCUCUUGUUGAGACUAUUCCUCCGUCAUAACAGCACCGGCACGCGCCUUCAACGCAGAUUUGCCCGCUCCAUUUUGAAACCGAAAGCGAAACGGCCGAUAACAAUGGGAGCACAUCCAGUAGCAGUUACGACGCUUGUCCUGCGUGCGAUGUCUGUGUUUUGUGGUAUUGCCGUACUGGGCCUGAUCGCCGACAAGGGUCGUUUUCGAUGUGAACUGUGCAUCUUCAAUUCGAGGGACGAGGCAUGUCGCCUGGGUAUGGCCGUGGGAGCGGUGGGUUUCAUUGCCGGAACGAUCUUGCUGGUGCUAGAUACUCUGGUCAUACUGGCUGAUGAAGUGUUGGAGGAGCGAGCUAGUUUCAGUCCCUUCAUGCAGCGUGCCAUAGACACGCUGACAUCAACUGCCAUGGCUGUAAUCUGGAUCGCCUGCUUUGCUGUGCUGCUCCGCGAAUGGGAAAGCAGGCCGUUUCUCAUGCGUCGUGCCAUGGAACGGGGCAUACCACUGAGAGAGAUCGAUGGACAAGCUACACUGGCUCUGUGUUUCAUCAACUUCGGUUUAUGGGCCGCUCUCAGCAUCCUGGCGUUGGUGAGGUGGUGUCAGACACCCCGUGAAGCCAAGAGUAGCCACAGCAGCAGCAAGAGAGCCACGGCUGGGCAAAAGAAGAAGAAGAAGCGCAACAAUGAAGAGGAUGCAGGCCUGCCAUCCGAAGUACAUGCCAACGACAACUGGCAUAUGGCCGCCCAUGGAGAUUUCGGCCCGGCACAGUCUGGGCGAGACCGCACUCCAUCGUAUGGCAACCGCAUCUAUAUGUAACUAUGGCAACCGCAUCUAUAUGCAACUCGGUCCACGCUACUGCCCACUGCGUGUGCGGCUUGUCUCAGUGGCUUAUCCAGAGACUGUGCAAUGCAUGCAGGUAACGAGUUAAGAAUUGUGCUACUGUGAUAUACGCUCUAGUCUAGUCACUACUCCAAAGUAAUAGUAUAGUCGGACACAGUGCCGUGUCACGGGGACUGUGCGUGUCACGGGGACAGUGCCGUGUCACGGGGAUACUAGUAACAUUACUAGUGUAACACCCACACCAGGCUGCUGCUGCUGCAUACUGUGGCUACUAAAUGAAGUGCAUAGCUUCAACUUGAUAUACAACUUGAUAAUGAUGCUUUGCAGUGCACAUAACAAGACUGUGAUAUGACCUUGGAACUCAUCACUGCAGUUCAGUGAAGCCCGGCACAUCUUAACAUUAAAAUACAAUGUCAUGUAGACUGAACACAUGCCACCGGUAACAAUAGAACUAAUGCUCUGCAAUUCAGCUUGGUGCUACCCACCCUUAAUCCUGAUUCUCUUUUUCCUCAGUCGCAGGCACACCAUCCGUGCUGUUGUGGCCUCGACUGCUGUACCAAAAUGCAGAUAGAGGCAAGUGACCACUAA